This is a messenger RNA of Acanthoscelides obtectus, 794 nucleotides long. The record is from the annotation of a GenBank genome assembly. NCBI's taxonomy places the organism in Eukaryota, Metazoa, Arthropoda, Insecta, Coleoptera, Chrysomelidae.
CUUUGACGAAACCGGCAACAUCGCAUUUUGGCCUCGAGCUGUCAAUAUGACAAGCACAUUGGAUGCUGUCAACUUGUUCUGUAUGUUAUUCUCUACGAAUUUUGGAAGAGCCAUUUCCUUCAAAUUUCACUUUUUAUUUUUUUGAACGAAUGUUAGUUUUACAAUAGUCACUUUAGAAAGCUGAUAUUUCAGACAUGUCGGAUCCAGAGUUAGAUGCAAUCAGACAACAGAGGCGUGCACAGCUACAAUCGCAAUACGCGGGAACCGGUGAUGCUGAAGCCGAGAAAUUGAAAGAAGAACAGCUCAAAGCUAGAGAAGAUGCGAAAAAUUCAAUUUUAUCACAAAUAUUGGACCAGGCGGCCCGUGCUAGGUGUAAAUACUUUGAUGCUGGGUAAGCCAGAAAAAGGAAAAAUGGUGGAAAACUUACUGCUACAGAUGGCACAGACAGGGCAGAUCUGUUCUAGGGUUACUGAAGAUGAGUUGAUAAAAUUACUAGAAAAUGUUAGUAGCCGGACACAAAGUAAAACAUCUGUCAAAUUUGACAGAAGGAGAGCUGCAUUGGAUUCUGAUGAUGAAGAUUUAUAAUUUUUGAAAUUAUUUGUAAUUUCUGAUUAAUCUAUUUCAUAAUUCAUGCAGUUUAAAAUGAGUAAUUGCUAAAAACUAAUACUUUAUAUUUCAUAAUUAUAACUAAUUUAUACAAUAAAAUCAAUUAACAGAUCCCUUAUUGUUAAAAUAUGACUAGUUAUCCCUCAGUCCUUUUUAUCAUGAUCAUCUGCAAAAUAAAAUAAGUUUAG